GUACUGCUGCCGUUGAGCCUCAGAAGAAGAAGCAGAAUCUCACAUGACUUCAGUGUUUGUUCCCGUGAUCCUGAUCAGUGUGAGUGUGUGUGAGAGUCAGAGCACUGAUGGAUCAGCUGCAGCUCAACACACACUCUUCACACAGAAACAAGUUUAUCUGCAGUUACAAAAAUCAAGUCACGAAGGUUGCACAAACAGCUGAAGGUUUGGCAGUGUCUGGUGGUCCUCGUGCUUUAGCUCAUGUGGAUGGAAAUGUUCACUAUCAGUUUCACACAGAAAAUCCUGGAGGACAGGUGACGUACCGAGUGACUCCUGUCUCAGAUCAAAUACUGGAGGGUAGAAGAGAAGUCGGAGAGCCGGUUAACGUCACCGGAUCCCUGCAGACAGUAAUUCAACACUCCUUCAGUAAUGGAGGCGGUCCUGAUGGGCAAGGUGACCGAGAGGAGGCACGAUGUGUGUGUUUCCCAGCAUCACCUGUGAGCGAGGGAACAGCAACCGAACCCACAUUCACACAAACGACAGGUCAGUUCUACGUGAUGAUGACUCCUUCAGACGCUCUGCUUUCGGCCUCUCAGCGGACUAUAGCUCCACGCACACACACUCACACUGUAGAUGAACUCAACACACAACAGCAUGAAGGUUUUAACUGGCACAUGGACAGUCCGCGCACCCCUAGGGAUGAGAGGAGAAGAGCACAACAUAAUGAAGUUGAAAGGCGACGGCGAGACAAAAUCAACAACUGGAUUGUGACGCUCUCGAAAAUGAUCCCAGACUGUGGUAUAGAUGGUGCCAAGACUGCAGCGAGUAAAGGUGGGAUCCUGUCGAAGGCGUGCGAUUACAUCGGUGAGCUGAAGCAACAUAAGCGGAGGCUUCAGGAGAGUUUGAGAAGAGCAGAGAGAGUACAGAUGGACAAUGAGCUGCUCAGACAGCAGCUGGAGGAGCUCAAGAGCGAGAACGGCCGUCUCCGAGCACAGCUGGAGCAGCACGGCAUCCACAUGUUCACGCAAUGAGCCUCAGGCAUUCUGGGAAAGAGAUUCUGGCCCUUCAGGACUGAAGUGGGCCGAAUGAAACAUGUUGACUUCAAGAGUCAAGAGUCUCUCAGAGCUGUAUGUCUGAUACAGUGCAGCCAUGCUUGCUGCAGUUGAGGUCAGAGGUCAAGAAGUCUUUAAUUGCACUGACACCAGGAUCCUAUGAGCCUGAAAGCAUCUAUUUAUUCAUCCUGACUAACUCCGGACUAAACAGUGGAAUACUUGUUGUUUUUUUUAGUUUUCUCUGCCUUAUGAAACACCCCAGACAUUUUCCUUUUGCUAAUUUUCCAGCUUUGUUGCUUUCAAUUUUGUCUCCAUGCUUUUUCUUGAAGUAUUAGUUGUUUGUUCAGUGCCUCGUUUAAUUUAAAAUCCUCCCGGAGAAAACUCUUCCUCUUUGUGUUCUUCUGGAAGGUCGUUACGGGAUGAAUGAAGCCGUGAAGAAAUGUCAUUAGCGGUUCCAGUGAAAUUUAGUGUUAAAAUCGGAAACAAAAGCACCUGCACGUACGAGUCCCUCAAAAAAAUGAGCUCCGUCUGGGAUUAUUAGCUUCUUAUCUCGGAAAGCAUCAACUAAUCUAAGAAGCAAAUGAGAAAAUAUUCAAAAAGCUAUUACGUAGAGAAAUGCUGGACAUCUCAGGACUGAACUUAACCUCCAAAAUCCCUGAUUAACAUGAUGGACCGCUACAAAUAGCCACUUUGUUCUUCGUUUACUGAUUUGUUUGUGUCAUAUUUAUAUAUUUAAGCUCAUUUUCUGUUAUUUUUCUCCAUGUCAAGACAUUAUUCCUCCAUUAAUCAAAUCCAGGAAAAUUGAUU
This is a messenger RNA of Pimephales promelas (fathead minnow), 1838 nucleotides long. It is a transcript of the gene usf2l, whose product is annotated as upstream transcription factor 2, c-fos interacting-like. Gene Ontology annotation, biological process: regulation of transcription by RNA polymerase II. Lineage: Eukaryota; Metazoa; Chordata; Actinopteri; Cypriniformes; Leuciscidae. The record is from RefSeq and is a predicted model, not a curated record. Gene Ontology annotation, molecular function: protein dimerization activity; DNA-binding transcription factor activity, RNA polymerase II-specific; RNA polymerase II cis-regulatory region sequence-specific DNA binding.